Messenger RNA from Daphnia carinata, 616 nucleotides. RefSeq names its product thyrostimulin beta-5 subunit-like (gene Gpb5). Gene Ontology annotation, molecular function: hormone activity. The record is from RefSeq and is a predicted model, not a curated record. The transcript is spliced from 3 exons. NCBI's taxonomy places the organism in Eukaryota, Metazoa, Arthropoda, Branchiopoda, Diplostraca, Daphniidae. Bases 40 to 507 code for a protein of 155 amino acids. Gene Ontology annotation, cellular component: extracellular region; cytoplasm. Gene Ontology annotation, biological process: G protein-coupled receptor signaling pathway.
CAUCCCACAGGUUUUUUCCGACUGUCUCCGAAUUCCGCCAUGGCUACGUACCAGUUCCAAAGAAUCCUGCUCUUGGCUGUUGUGAUAACUAACAGUUUCCGGUUCAACGCAGCCACAUUCGAUCAACCAGAUCCCAGGGAACAAAUGGAUGCCUCUCCGAUUUGCGUCCGACGUCCGUACAUGUUCAAAGUCAAGCAGGAAGAUUCCCAUGGCCAUUCCUGCUGGGAUGUUGUCACCGUCACUUCUUGCUGGGGUCGCUGUUCAUCUAACGAGAUAGCAGAUUGGCGUUUCCCGUUCAAACGUUCGCAACAUCCAGUCUGCCAGCACGACACAACCCAAUCGCGUGUGAUCACUUUGAGAAAUUGUGAUGAGCUAGUUGAGCCGGGCACAGAAUCGUACGUGAUCUUGGAUGCUGUUACCUGUCGCUGCGAACUUUGCCGUUCUGACAUAACCAGUUGCGAGGGUCUGCAUUACGACCGACGGACGGCAACCCGUCGUCUCCAUUAGGACGGCCAUUCAUCGAAUUACAAGAGGGCAACUCAGCGAUGUCAAAUCUUUCACACUACUCUUCUCCCAAAUAAAUGUGUAUAUUCUAUACUUAAUUAUUUGUAAACUC